Molecule: messenger RNA, 576 nt
Organism: Batrachochytrium dendrobatidis JAM81
Lineage: Eukaryota; Fungi; Chytridiomycota; Chytridiomycetes; Rhizophydiales
Exons: 1
Coding region: 1-576 (191 amino acids)
Biological process (GO): protein phosphorylation
Molecular function (GO): protein kinase activity; ATP binding
Source: RefSeq, a predicted model, not a curated record
AUGCCUGUGGAACUUAACGCCAGCAAUGAAAUGGAUACUGAUGAACAUAAUGCGGAUGGACAAUCAGAAUCAGGCAGUAACUAUUCAACCGCAGGCCAGGGAAAAGAAACAAAUUAUAGUUUGGACAAGAGCAAAGGAACAAAAUAUAACCUUAAUCUCGAUUCUCUUCAUUACGGUACCGUGGUUGGAUCUGGAGCAACUGGUCAAGUCAUUCGACUCAAGGACAGCAACAUUGUUGUGAAGCAAUGUGAUUCUUAUAACAAUCCUGAAGGAUUCAAAAUGCUGAAGAACGAAAUAUCAAUUUACGAAAAGCUUUCCCCACUCAAUCUAAAGUAUAUCCCUCGUUAUUAUGGACAGUGCGAAUAUUAUGGGCAACAUUUCAUUGCGUUGGACUAUAUUCCCGGAAACCAUUGUGAUUGGAGAGCAAACAGUGAAUUGAAGAAAAAGUUGAAUCGUGUUAUUCGAGACUUGAAAUCGGUUGGCGUGGUUCAUCAGGACUUGAGACCAGAAAAUGUGCUUUUAACUCAUGAUGGGGAUAUCAAAUUGAUUGAUUUUGGUAAAGCAGAGAUUAAAUAA